Molecule: messenger RNA, 714 nt
Organism: Puma concolor (puma)
Lineage: Eukaryota; Metazoa; Chordata; Mammalia; Carnivora; Felidae
Source: RefSeq, a predicted model, not a curated record
AUGGCUUCACCACCUCUCUCGCGGCUGCUCCGCUUGGCCGCCCUCUGCCAUCUGACUGCGCUUCUAGCCGGACAGCACCUCGGUGUGAAGAAAUGCAACGUCACCUGCAGCAAGAUGACCUCGGAGAUCCCUGUGGCUUUACUAGUCCACUACCAACGAAAUCAAGAAUCCUGCGGCAAGCAUGCCAUCAUCUCCACCCAGACCCUCCCUACCCAGGCCCCCUCUACCCAGGUCCCCACCAUUUUACACACAGCGUCAGAGGACCAACCUGUGUGGAUCUCUGGCCCCAUGCCAGAGAACUCUCUAGGGCCCGUGGAGAUGGGUCCCAUUUCAGCUCACACGGAUGCUCUCAGAGGGUCUGACAGCAUGCCCCGUCUCUCCAUGGUCCCUGUCUCCUCAGAAAGUGUUCCCAGCAGGGAGCCAGUGGCCUCAGGCAGCUGGACCCCUAAGGCUGAGGAUCCCAUCCAUGCCACUGUGGACCCCCAGCGGCUGGAAGUCCUCAUCACUCCUGUCCCUGACUCCCAGGCGGCCACCCGGAGGCAGGCAGUAGGGCUGUUGGCCUUCCUCGGCCUCCUCUUCUGCCUGGGGGUGGCCAUGUUUGCCUACCAAAGCCUCCAGGGCUGCCCCCGCAAGAUGGCAGGGGACAUGGUGGACGGGCUUCGCUAUGUCCCCCGGAGCUGCGGCAGUAACUCGUACGUCCUGGUGCCCGUGUGA